GUUCAUCAUCCACUUCUCCGCCGCCUUCUUCUCCCCUUCAUAUCCCCACCUCACAGCCACAUCCUCGCCGCUCAACUGCUCACUCAUCGCACUCAACCUCAAGGAAGAAAUGGCGUCUUCCACCCAGGGUCAGGUCAUCACCUGCAAAGCGGCGGUGGCGUAUGAGCCGAACAAGCCUCUCGUGAUCGAGGACGUGCAGGUGGCGCCGCCGCAGGCCGGCGAGGUCCGCGUCAAGAUCCUCUUCACCGCACUCUGCCACACCGACCACUACACCUGGAGCGGCAAGGAUCCUGAGGGUCUCUUUCCUUGCAUUCUUGGUCACGAAGCUGCUGGAAUUGUUGAAAGUGUCGGCGAAGGAGUAACUGAAGUGCAGCCUGGGGAUCAUGUCAUUCCUUGUUACCAAGCAGAAUGCAGAGAAUGCAAGUUUUGCAAGAGCGGAAAGACCAACCUCUGCAGUAAAGUUCGUACUGCCACAGGGGCAGGCGUUAUGAUGAAUGACCGCCAGAGCCGGUUCUCAAUAGAUGGGAAAUCCAUUUACCAUUUCAUGGGGACAUCAACAUUCAGCCAGUACACUGUAGUGCAUGAUGUCAGUGUUGCAAAGAUCAACCAACAGGCACCUCUAGAAAAAGUCUGCCUGCUCGGCUGUGGUGUUUCUACCGGCCUUGGAGCAGUGUGGAAUACUGCAAAGGUCGAAGCAGGCUCCAUUGUUGCUAUUUUUGGCCUUGGCACAGUUGGACUUGCUGUUGCUGAGGGCGCAAAAUCAGCUGGUGCUUCUCGGAUUAUUGGCAUUGACAUUGAUAGUAAAAAGUUUGAUGUUGCAAAGAACUUUGGAGUUACAGAAUUUGUGAAUCCAAAAGACCAUGACAAACCAAUCCAACAGGUCAUAAUUGAUCUUACAGAUGGUGGCGUGGACUACAGUUUUGAAUGCAUUGGAAAUGUUUCUGUUAUGAGGGCUGCACUGGAAUGCUGCCACAAGGGCUGGGGAACCUCUGUCAUUGUUGGUGUUGCCGCAUCUGGCCAGGAGAUCGCCACACGGCCAUUCCAGCUUGUCACUGGCCGUGUCUGGAAGGGAACAGCUUUCGGGGGCUUCAAGAGCCGAUCCCAGGUUCCAUGGCUUGUUGAGAAGUACAUGAACAAGGAAAUCAAAGUGGACGAGUACAUUACCCACAGCAUGAACCUCACUGACAUCAACAAGGCAUUCGACCUGCUGCAUGAAGGUGGCUGCCUGCGCUGUGUGCUGGCAAUUGAUUGAAGUUUCUUUUUCAUGUGCUUCUAAGCCAAGCAGUUCCCGUCUUGUCAAGUUAUUAUCCGUAUCUAACUGUCUCUGGAUGAAGAACUCUUUUGCCCCGUUUGGCCUGGAAACACUCUGAAUGUAAACCUGCUGUUAUAAUAGUAUGUUCUGAUGGAUGGCUGGUGUGUUAAUUACUGCUGGAGUUCUAGUACGUGGUACACGUUUGACUUAUAUCUCCAUUGCAUUGCAAAA
Molecule: messenger RNA, 1483 nt
Organism: Phragmites australis (common reed)
Lineage: Eukaryota; Viridiplantae; Streptophyta; Magnoliopsida; Poales; Poaceae
Product: alcohol dehydrogenase class-3
Exons: 9
Coding region: 110-1252 (380 amino acids)
Biological process (GO): formaldehyde catabolic process
Cellular component (GO): cytosol
Molecular function (GO): zinc ion binding; S-(hydroxymethyl)glutathione dehydrogenase [NAD(P)+] activity
Source: RefSeq, a predicted model, not a curated record